AUGACUUGCGUUACCGACUUCGAUAUGGACAUGAAUGAAAUUGCAUUAAAUCUGCAACGCUAUAUUGACAACAAAUCACUGAUAAAGAAAUUCUCUCUCCCUCAAAUAUGCAAAAUUAUUUCAUUAAGAUCCAUUACAACUGAUCAAGCGUCAUACAUUUUUGAUGAAUGCAACUUCAGAUACGAUGCGAGCGAAAUCUUCCGUAUUUUCAUGGCAAUUAAAGUCAAUUUUGGACCGGACACUGAAUCAACACUCAACUUCCUUCACAGUAUGUAUCUUUCUCUUAAAGCCCCAAUCGUAAAAACAAUUUCUGAAGCGUUUGAAGAUAUGAAUAAGAAGAUUCUUUUAUUAGAAAAUCAGCUUCAAUUUAAAGAUGAGAGGAUACAACAACUGGAAGUUCAAUCCGGUAACUUUAAGAGUGUUGGAUCAUAUUCAACUUUUGAUAGCCUUUAUCAUGUUCCAUCACCUGGAAUUUCUCCAAACAAUUCUUCAUCAUCGCUCAAAAUAUCACCAUUAAUGACCACUCAAUCUUAUUUAAGUGGAGAAGUUGAUGAUGAACCUGAUAAAUCACGCAUACCAAGCCCAAAUAUUGACGCACUUAAGAAUCUUCAAAAAAUUGGUGCCGACUUCCAAAAUAUUUACGAUAUUUUAGAUAAAAGUGCCAAAGAAAAUGAUGUCGCCGCACUGAAAUACGCUGUUAAAAACGGUUAUGUUGAUGUUCGUGAUGGCUAUGGUUCAACAUGCAUGAUCAAAGCUUCGUAUUCAAACAACUUCGAACUUUGCAAAAUACUUGUUGAAUGCGGUGCUGAUUUCAACAAAAAGAGUCGAAAUGGAAAUACAGUUUUAUAUUUCUUUGCCAAGGAAGGAAAUCUGGAAGCUGUAAAAUACUUCGCAAACAUAAUUGACGUAAAUACACCCGAUAGAUUUGGUUUGACAACAUUGCAUGAAGCAUGUUAUUCAAAUCGACUUCAAAUUGUACAAUAUCUACUUUCCCUUCCUACUAUUGAUAUAAACAUCAAGGAUAUCAAAGGAAGAACGCCUCUCAAAAUAUCCUGGAUGGAAGAAAUUAGAAGAUUAUUAAUAGCUAGUGGAGCAAAAGAAUGA
Molecule: messenger RNA, 1104 nt
Organism: Trichomonas vaginalis G3
Lineage: Eukaryota; Parabasalia; Trichomonadida; Trichomonadidae
Product: protein ubiquitination
Exons: 1
Coding region: 1-1104 (367 amino acids)
Biological process (GO): regulation of transcription by RNA polymerase II
Molecular function (GO): transcription factor binding
Source: RefSeq, a predicted model, not a curated record